This is a messenger RNA of Dissoconium aciculare CBS 342.82, 1241 nucleotides long. RefSeq lists its product as uncharacterized. The coding region runs from base 281 to 1132 and encodes 283 amino acids. NCBI's taxonomy places the organism in Eukaryota, Fungi, Ascomycota, Dothideomycetes, Mycosphaerellales, Dissoconiaceae. The transcript has a single exon. The record is from RefSeq and is a predicted model, not a curated record.
GAUACUCUGACACCGUUGUCGUCCACAUUGGAAACUGCACUCAACAGACAGCAUGCACGAGGACCGGGAUCUGCAUUGCCGAAGCAUGGCUUACAAGGCGGGGAAUAUUGGAAGAGGACAUGCACGAUCCUCCAGCCGUCACACGACAGAGAUAAAGCCAUCAUUGUCCUCCUCCGUCUGCAUAAUGGACGUUCGGUAUUCUUCACCCUCUUUUGCUGGCCCAAAACUUUUCACAGCCUGUCUUCCAAUUGAUUGGUAGCGUAAAAACAAGCGGCAUCUCAUGUCGGAACACAGUCAGAUCAGUCCAAUCAGAAGUCCAAUUUUUAGUCGUCAAUCCUAUCUCAAGAUGGGCCGAGAACAAAGCGGACUUCAGGUCGCGUCUGUAUCUACUCCGGACUACUCUUUGCCGCAGCCUGAAGACCGAUCCUCGUCAUUGCCGGAAUUGGACAAGAGCGCAAUGCACUCGAAUGUCUCGUAUUACCACAAUAGCAUCAAUUCGCCUGGCCUUCAUCCAGCGUACACCAUGUCGGAGAAGGAAGUUGCUGAGCCAGACCGACGACAUCGUAUUUGCGGAAUGUCGCCCCUGUUCUACAGCAUCUUGGUCGCAUCCAUCACAGCGAUCGUCGUCGGCGUCGCAGUCGGGGUUGGCGUUGGUACUCAAUUGUCUCAAGCAAUGCAGCAGCGCACAUGCAGCAGCAGCGUUCCUACGGUGACCCAGACUGUGACGGCGACUGCCACCAUUCCAUUCGCCGCUGCAAGCACCACACAAGGAGGGUACUACAUAGACUAUACUGCUGUACGUCCCGCUCUGGUGGCUUCGUUGCAGGACGCCUGUCCUAUCAAUGGCGGCCAGAAUUUUACUGCAUCGCACGGAUCGAUUUUCUCGAGGAAUUGUACUGGAGGUUGGAAUGGUGGUGACCUUGCGACGAUCUGGGCUUAUUCGCACGAGGACUGUAUCGAUGCGUGUGAGGCAAUCAACCACCGCAAUGCCACGGCGAAGUGCACCAAGGUCCAAUGGGAUCGGUACAUGAGGAACGCUGCGCAGUGGUACGGAAAUUGUUACCUGAAGAGCGAUAAUGCACAACCGCAGGGACCGGCCCCGGGGCAGAUUUCGGCGAUAUUAAUGGGCUGAGCGAUUGUUAGCUUCAUGACAUCGCACCAUGAUGCUGUCCAUCGCAGCCAGGGUGAUUCAGCGCCUCACUAACGAAUUUUAUUUUGCUUACAGCGAUUCAUCAUUCCAC